AGUUGUUGAUCAGUCAUUCUUCAGGUGACCGUCGGUCCUUAUUUAUUUUACAUCCGACCAUUGCUACAAGUAAGAGUCCAUGCACACCAAACGCGGAAAUAUCUUAAGAUCUAUCAUCUGGCAAGGUAGAACUUUGACAUGGCUUCUACAUCAGAACUUGUGAAAAAGUUGAAUCUUCAACCCCACCCAGAAGGUGGAUUCUUCUGUGAAACCUUUAGAGAUGCAUCUGUCAGUCUUUCCACUUCUCAACUUCCCUCUAGAUAUAAGGUUGAUCGCCCAGUCAGCACAGCUAUCUACUUUUUACUACCAUCUGGGAGUGUUUCACAUCUUCAUCGCAUCCCAUGUGCAGAAACCUGGCAUUUUUAUUUGGGAGAACCUAUUACGGUAUUGGAAUUGAAUGAGACAGACGGGCAGGUCAAACUAACAUGCCUAGGGUCUGAUCUAACUGGAGACAACCAGCAACCACAGUACACUGUGCCUCCAAAUGUCUGGUUUGGUGCAUUUCCAACGAAGGACUACAUCAUUUCCCCAGAUGGGGCAGUUGCCAAUGCUGCACCGAGGGAGACCGAGAGCCACUUCUCUCUAGUAGGCUGCACUUGUGCCCCUGCAUUUCAGUUUCUGGAUUUUGAACUGGCAAAAUGCUCUGAGCUCAUUUCACGGUUUCCCAGUCAUGAGCAUCUCAUCUCUUUGCUCACGUAUCCUGAUUGAAGAUAAGCCCUUAGUCCUUAUUGUAGAGUAUACAUCUGAAGGAAAAUAAAAGCCUGUACCAGAGUUAUUUUCGAAUAAGUUUUUUUCCCCCGUAUUUUGGAUCAAGCUUAGGCUCAUAAUGGUGAUGCUGAUAAUUUUCUAUCA
Messenger RNA from Hevea brasiliensis (rubber tree), 852 nucleotides. RefSeq lists its product as uncharacterized. The record is from RefSeq and is a predicted model, not a curated record. Gene Ontology annotation, cellular component: intracellular anatomical structure. NCBI's taxonomy places the organism in Eukaryota, Viridiplantae, Streptophyta, Magnoliopsida, Malpighiales, Euphorbiaceae. The transcript has 3 exons. The coding region runs from base 139 to 708 and encodes 189 amino acids.